CUUAUUUUAGGAUCGUAACGGAGUUAUAAUGGCAGAGAGUCCGUUGAUUGCUGAACACCAUGGCACUCCCAGAAGGAGAUGGAGCAUUGAUAUACCUCCUUUUUAUGCACUUUCUCUGAGGAUUCUUCUUCUGGGUAAAAGUGUGUCUGAGAACAGCCGUGUGGGAAACUUGAUCUUGGGUCGAUCAGCGUUUGACAGUGAAGCUCCUCCAGAUGUUGUGGAGAGAGUCGGAGGAAGACUGAUAGACAGACACGUGACGCUCAUCAACAGUCCUCAGCUGCUUCACACAAACAUCUCAGAUGAUCAGAUCACACAGACGGUUAGAGAGUGCGUGAGUCUGUCUGAUCCAGGACCUCAUGUCUUUAUGAUUGUAUUGCAGUACAAAGACUUCACCGAUGAGGACAGAUACAAAGUGCGAAGUGUCCUGAAGGAGUUCAGUGAAGAUGCCAUCAAACACACCAUAGUGCUCACGACUGAUGAAGAAUCAUAUGGAUCAAUGAUUACUACUUUGGUCAAGAAUAAUGCAGUGAAUCUGUUGAUAAAGGAGUGUGGAGGAGGACAUCUGCAGCUGGAUGAAGAAAACCCAGAAUGGCGUUCUGACCUACCGAAGAGGUUUGAGAAGAUUUUGAAGGGGAAUAAGCAACACUUUCUCACUUGUGAGAGAUUUAAAGAUGUUAAAGAGACAUUAGUUGAAGAAGAGGAGAUGAGAUCUGAGGAAGAAAAUGACCAGAGUGACAACAAUUAUGGAGAUCUUAAAGAGAAAUGCAAUGAAGAGUCAGCAGAUGCAUCUGGACAACAGAAGCUGAAUCUGGUUCUGUGUGGAAGUAAUGCAACACAUAAAGUCUCAGUGUCGAAGCUUCUCAGUCAUUCCAGUCAGACAGACAGCAGUGGAGUGUGUGUGAAGAAACAGAAGAUUCAUGAUCGUCAGAUCAAUAUUGUGAAUCUUCCCGCUCUUACUCGUCUCUCAGAGGAGGAAGUGAUGCAUCAGACUCUCCGCUGUGUGUCUCUCAGUGAUCCUGGAGUUCAUGCUUUCCUCAUCAUUAUUCCUGUUGGUCCACUGACUGUUGAAGAUAAAGCUGAAAUAGACAAGGUCCAGAAGAUUUUUGAGUCCAGAGAUCACUUCAUUCUGCUCUUCACAACAGAGCUCACAGAUGGUGGAUUUGCAAUGGAAUUUGUCAACAUUUAUUCAGAUUGUCAGAAGUUGAUUAGUCUUUGUGGAGGUCAGUACAGAGUGAUUGGGUUUAAGAAACCUGAAGACUCUAAACAGAUCCCAGAACUGCUGGAGUAUAUAGUGAAUAUGAAGACAAAACCAUUCUCACCUGAGAUGUUUGUGAAAGCCCUAGAGAACAGAAUCAGGCGAGACUUGCAGGAACAACAUAUGAAAGAAAUGAGUGAAAUGGAGAGUAAAAUUAAAGAGUUGGAGGACAAGAUUCAGUCAGAAAUUGCUGAAUGUUUAGAAGAUCUGCAGUCUCUGAGGAUUGUGCUGAUUGGGAGAACUGGAAGUGGAAAGAGCGCAACAGGAAAUACUAUUCUGGGAAGAAAGGAGUUUGUUAGUAAAGCAAGAUCGGAUUCAGUGACGACUGUCUGCGAGAAAGGAGUUUGUGAAGUUGAUGGUCGAUCUGUAGCUGUUGUUGAUACUCCAGGACUCUUCGACACAGCACUAACAAAUGAUCAAGUGGUGGAAGAAAUAGUGAAGUGUGUUUCACUGUCAGCUCCUGGACCUCAUGUGUUUGUCAUUGUGGUCAGUGUAGGAAGAAUAACAAAAGAGGAGACCGAAACUAUUGAUCUGAUCAAAAAGAUAUUUGGUCUAAAAUCUGCUCAGUUCAGCAUCGUUCUCUUCACCAGAGGAGAUGAUCUUGAAGAUCAAUCUAUAGAGGAUUAUGUAAGGGAAAGUAACUCUGCAGAACUGCAGAAACUGAUCAGAGAUUGUGGAAACAGAUUCCUGGCUUUCAAUAACAGAGAAAAUCAAGACAAAACUCAAGUGAUGAAGCUGUUAAAGAUGAUAGAAGAGGUGAAGAGUAAUAAUCAGAGUGGAUACUUCACUAACAGCAUGUUUGAGGAGGCGGAGAUGUCCAUUAAGAAGAAGAUGGAGGAAAUCAUGAAAGAUAAAGAAACAGAAAUUCAGAAACAGAGAGAAGAGUUACAAGACAAAUAUGAGAUGGAGAUGAAGGACAUGAUGAAGAGACUCGAGGAAGAGAAACAAAGAGCAGACGAGGAGAGAGAAAAAAUGGAGAAUAAACUAAAGCUAAAAGUGGAAAAACUCAUGAAAGAGUUUGAAGAGAAGGAAAAAACAGAACAGAAGCAGCGAGAGAUUGAAAACCAGAAACGGAUAGAAGAGGAAAAACAGCAGAGAGCUGAAUAUGAUCAGAGAAUAGAAGAAAUGAAGAAAGAGAUAGAAAACCAGAGAUCACAGUAUGAACAACAGCAGAAAGAAAGAGAAGAAGAAGACAGAAAGAGAGAAGAGAAAUACAGACAAGACCAAGACAAGAUGAGAAAUGAUAAUGAAAUUGCAAUGGCAGAUUUAAAGAAGAAACAGGAUGAAGAAAUAAAAAUAAGGGAUCUAGAGGAAAGAAAGAGGAUUAAACAAGAAGAAAAAGAAAGAAAAGAAUGGGAGAGAAGAAUAAAAGAAGCUGAAAAUGAUAGAAAAGAGACUCAAGAGCAAAUUAAACAACGGCAGAGAGAAUGGGAGGAUGAGAAGAAACGAAGAUUGCGAGAACGAAAGAAAGAAGAAAAAAUAAGAAAAGAAAAACACGAGGAACAACUGAGAGAAAAACAAGAAGAACUGGAGAAAAUGAGAAAGAGAUUUGAAAGAGAAAGAGAAGAAGAACGGCAGAAGAUGAAACAGGAGAGGCAGAAACAGAGAAGAGAAAGAGAAGAAAAAGAGAAAGAAUUUGAGGAAAAGAGACAGGAGACAAUGAGACAUUAUGAGGAGCUGGAGAGAGCGAGGAAAGAGGAGUGGGAGAGAAGAAAACGAGAAUAUGAAGAGAAACGAGAAGAAGAGAGAAAGAGAUGGGAGAACAUGAAAGAAGAUCUGAAACGAGAACAGGAAGAGGAGAUUAAGAGAAGAGAACUGAGAGAACAGAAAGACAAGGAAAUAAUUGAGUUAGAGAAAGAAGUUAAAAAGUUUGUUCAAAGCAUGCAAUUCCAGAAAGAAAAAGAAAUAAACGAGUUAAAAAAACAAGCUGAAGCACUCAAUGACCUCCUGAAAGACCAAAAGGGAGAGAAAAUAGAAGCUCUGCAAAAUGAAGUAAAAAUGUUCAGUGAAGGCCUGCAAAACCAAAAAGGAGACAAAAUUAAAAAAAUACGAGAUGAAGCUGAUAAACUCUGUCAAAGCCUGAUAAAGAAGAAAGAGGAGCAUUUAAAGAAUCUCCAAGAAGAAGCUGACAAGAAAAAAUGUGUCUUGAUGUGA
Molecule: messenger RNA, 3409 nt
Organism: Danio rerio (zebrafish)
Lineage: Eukaryota; Metazoa; Chordata; Actinopteri; Cypriniformes; Danionidae
Source: RefSeq, a predicted model, not a curated record